UUCACUACAUCAUUCGUAUAACACACUCCAUCCUCCUCGAUCAUCUGCACCGGUGCCUGACAAUCCGUCACCACCUCCACCCGAGCCAACCGUCUUUGAACCACAAACUUCGAUCAGCCCAGCUUUAAUAGCUAGAAGGAUUAAUAUUUGUCUCAGUGCAUAUUGUAGAAGGAUUAAUUGCACCAUAUUCAUCUUGUUGACUUUCAAAUACCUCUUAAUAAUAUCAACCAUCUCUUUUUUAAGUGAUUGAAUAACCACUACAUCUACAUUCUUUCUGUACGAGCAUUCCACAAGUAUAAAAAGCCACAACAAACUCUAUAUCGUACCAAUUCAAAGACACACUUGCCUAAGUCACUUAUCUCUCCCAAUUCAAUGUCUCCUCUCUUGUUCAUCUUCCUCCUACACAUAAUAACCGGUGCGGCCACACACCUCCGGACCGGUUAUUACUCGGGAGUGUGUCCAAAAGCCGAAUACAUCGUCCGAGAUGUCAUGUGGAGGGCUUUGAUGAGAGAACCCCGGAGCCUCGCCUCAGUCAUGCGACUCCAAUUUCACGAUUGCUUUGUUAAUGGUUGUGAUGCUUCAUUGUUACUUGAUGACACACCAACCAUGCUCGGAGAGAAACUCGCCCUUUCAAAUAUAAAUUCAUUGAGAUCUUAUGAAGUUGUUGAUGAAGCCAAGGAAGCCUUGGAGAAUGUCUGUCCUGGAGUUGUUUCAUGCGCGGAUAUCAUAAUCAUGGCUUCUAGAGAUGCUGUUGCCCUGACUGGAGGACCAGAUUGGGAAGUGAAGUUGGGAAGAUUGGAUAGCUUAACAGCAAGCCAAGAAGCCUCAGACAAUGUGAUGCCAAGUCCAAGAUCUAAUGCAACCUUUCUCAUUGAUCUAUUCAGCAAAUUCAAUCUUUCUGUCAAAGACAUGGUUGCACUUUCUGGAUCACACUCCAUUGGCAAAGCUCGGUGCUUUUCCAUCAUGUUUCGGCUUUACAACCAAUCCGGCACUGGCAGGCCGGAUCCUGCCAUUGAACCCAAGUUUAGAGAAAAGCUAGACAAGCUUUGCCCUUUGAAUGUGGACCAAAACGUGACCGGAGACCUUGAUGCAACAUCAGUGCUAUUUGAUAACCAGUACUUCAAGGACUUGGUUUCCGGCAGAGGGUUUCUGAAUUCGGAUCAAACACUUUACACAUUUCCACAGACUAGGGGAUUUGUGAGGCAGUUUAGUAUAGACCAAGGAACCUUUUUCAAGGCCUUUGUUGAGGGGAUGAUAAAAUUGGGUGACUUGCAGAUCCAGCAACCUGGGGAGGUGAGAAGGAAUUGUAGGGUGGUCAAUGCAUUGAGAAAGUCUUAGUGUUGUUUUGUUAUCUGAUGUCAAUAAAUCUUUUCCUCGUCUUUAUAAAGAAAAACUAAUGAAUAAAAAAUGUAUUUUCCCCAGUGAACAACUUGGGAUUA
Messenger RNA from Rosa rugosa (rugosa rose), 1439 nucleotides. Its product is annotated as peroxidase 17-like. Gene Ontology annotation, biological process: response to oxidative stress; hydrogen peroxide catabolic process. Gene Ontology annotation, molecular function: peroxidase activity; heme binding. The record is from RefSeq and is a predicted model, not a curated record. The transcript has 3 exons. Bases 373 to 1338 code for a protein of 321 amino acids. Lineage: Eukaryota; Viridiplantae; Streptophyta; Magnoliopsida; Rosales; Rosaceae.